AUGAACGGAAAUCCAGGCACAGCAAUCAGUGAAAAUCCGAUGGGCGUUUAUCGCCCACUUCCAGCUCCCAAUCCCCCUCCUUCUCAGGUGGUAGAGAAAAAAGAGGAACUAAAUACGCAAAGGAUGGUUUUUGGUUUGCAGGAAGAACAAAUUACUUACAGUACCGAUGUGAUGAAUUGGACUAGAGAAGGUGGGAAACAGGCGCUCUGGGUGAUGAAUAAGACGUCAAAAAUGAUAGCGUUUAAAAUCAAAUGUUCCAAUAAUAGAGCAUUUUGGAUUAAACCGGUCUUUGGCGUUAUAGAAAGCGGUAAUGGAGCAGAGAUAGAAGUAAAUAGGAUUCCCAACAUUACUCUGAAGAAUGACAAGAUUGUCGUCUGCUGUGCUAAGUAUUCUGUUGAAGAUGGAGCACUGGAGGUCUUCUUUAAGCGACCGACAACUAUCACUGAAGAUAAAGUUAUCCGUCAAAUGGCUAUAGCAGCAACCCAUGAGCAAUUCCCGAUUGAAGCACGACAAAGCGAGAAGCAGUUAACUAUAAUGAAAUGCUGA
Molecule: messenger RNA, 546 nt
Organism: Necator americanus (New World hookworm)
Lineage: Eukaryota; Metazoa; Nematoda; Chromadorea; Rhabditida; Ancylostomatidae
Exons: 6
Coding region: 1-546 (181 amino acids)
Source: RefSeq, a predicted model, not a curated record